Messenger RNA from Ixodes scapularis (black-legged tick), 1182 nucleotides. RefSeq names its product alpha-(1,6)-fucosyltransferase-like. The transcript is spliced from 7 exons. The record is from RefSeq and is a predicted model, not a curated record. Gene Ontology annotation, molecular function: alpha-(1->6)-fucosyltransferase activity. Gene Ontology annotation, biological process: protein N-linked glycosylation. Bases 1 to 1182 code for a protein of 393 amino acids. Lineage: Eukaryota; Metazoa; Arthropoda; Arachnida; Ixodida; Ixodidae.
AUGCUCACCGGUUCGAUCAAGCUGCUCAUCGCCCUAGUCAAACGGUUCACAGUGUCUCAAGACAAGCAAGCAACAAUUUACAACCGACUUCAAGUUGGAAUAAACGACCUGCGAAAUUUUCUUAUAUAUUAUUUAAGAACCAAGAAGGAUAACACGAAAAAGGAGCUCAAAUCAACAAUUCUUAAGAAGUCUAUGGACUUUUUGAGGAUUGCGCAAAUGGACGUCGAGCGUCUAAAGAAUAUGGAUGGUGUGCAAGACCGUGUUGCGGAAAAUAUGAGGAAACUUCAAACCUACGUACAACAAACGAUCCAUGAUUUGCAAAAUCCGGCCAAUUGCACCGCGGCUCCGAAGCUCCGUUGUCCUCUCAGGAACAAGUACGGAUUGGCAUCGGGUGUCCACAUCCUGCUCUGGUGCUUGCUGGAAGCGUUGCGCAAGGGAAGGACGCUGGUGGUAGACACCUCCAAGUGGCACUACGCCCCCAAAAACAAGUGGGUCAAGACGUUCCUCCCUAUCCUGGGCCCAUCUUGUGCGGACGCCGACACGAGGAGCACAAAAAAGAACCCAAUCCCAGCAGCGGGUAGGGUUAGGAGGGACAUCGUUGAGAUUCCAUCCGCCAUCGCUGAGCCCCUGGUGGCUAAUCACGGAAGCCCCUACGCCUGGUGGUACGGACAGCUCAUGAGGUACAUUCUCAGGCUCCAAGCCACUACAUUGAAAAGAAUCUCGGACUUCAAGAUGUCCAGGGGGUACAAGCACCCUAUCGUCGGAGUGCAUAUCAGGAGGAAGGACAAGAUAUACGUGGAAGCAGCCCGUCACGACGUCCAAGAGUACAUGGUCCACGUGGAAGAUUACUACGCCAAGCUUUCCCUUACAACACACGUCGAAACGAAGAGGGUGUUUGUGGCGACGGACGAACCCAGUGUCGUCGACGAGAUCCGGAAAAAAUAUCCUCAGUACAAAGUGAUCAACAACGAGGUGGCUUCCCUCCAGGCAAGUACCAGGAACACCAGUCGAAACAACUCCGCGCUCUUCGGUGUAAUGCUCGACAUCACUCUGCUGGCCGAGUCAGACUUUCUAGUCUGCACAUUGUCCUCUGGGGUGAGUGAACCGUGUUCGAUACGUAUUGCUGCUCUUGCUCUCAUCGUCGUUUAUCUGAAUAUUGCUGCCAAGUUCGAAUUUCGUUAA